CGGCCGCUGCUGCUGCUGCCGCUGCCGCCGCUGCUGCCUGGAUAUAGUGCGGCAAGGAGCGGAGCUUGCAGUCACUUUGCGAGGAGGAGCGCGCGGGCUGCGGGCGGCUGGGGCACCCCGGGAGCAGCGGCGGUCUAGCAGAGGUGGCCGUGGCAGCGGAAGGUUCUCUCUCCAGGGCUGGACUUAAUAACUUUGGAACUGUCCACCAGUGUCACGUCCUGAACAUGAGCCUCCUCCUCUCCUUCUACCUGCUCGGGUUGCUUGUCAGUAGCGGGCAAGCUCUUCUUCAAGUGACAAUUUCACUUAGCAAAGUAGAGCUUAGUGUGGGCGAAUCUAAAUUCUUCACAUGUACAGCAAUUGGUGAACCUGAGAGUAUAGAUUGGUAUAACCCUCAAGGAGAGAAGAUAACUUCAACUCAGAGGGUAGUGGUACAGAAAGAAGGCGUUAGGUCAAGAUUAACCAUCUACAACGCUAACAUAGAAGAUGCAGGGAUAUAUCGCUGUCAAGCAGCAGAUGCCAAAGGACAGACACAGGAAGCUACGGUAGUUUUGGAAAUUUACCAAAAACUCACUUUCAGAGAAGUGGUUUCUCCUCAAGAAUUCAAACAAGGGGAAGAUGCAGAGGUCAUUUGCCGUGUUAGCAGUUCACCUGCACCUGCCGUCACCUGGUUGUAUCAUAAUGAGGAAGUCACUGCAAUUUCCGACAGUCGUUUUGCCAUGUUAGCUAACAAUAAUCUGCAGAUUCUCAACAUCAAUAAAAGUGAUGAAGGUAUAUAUAGAUGUGAAGGAAGAGUGGAAGCCAGGGGAGAAAUUGACUUCCGUGAUAUCAUCGUUAUUGUUAAUGUGCCACCAGCAAUCACAAUGCCUCAGAAAUCAUUUAAUGCCACAGCAGAGAGAGGAGAAGAGAUGACAUUGUCCUGCAGGGCUUCAGGCUCUCCAGAACCUACCAUCUCCUGGUCAAGGAAUGGCAAGCUCAUUGAAGAAAGUGAAAAGUACCUUUUGAAAGGAAGCAAUACAGAACUCACUGUCAGGAACAUAAUCAAUAGUGAUGGAGGGCCUUAUGUCUGCAGGGCCACAAAUAAGGCAGGAGAAGAUGAAAAGCAGGCAUUUCUCCAAGUCUUUGUACAGCCUCACAUAAUACAGCUUAAAAAUGAGACUACAUAUGAGAAUGGUCAUGUCACGCUCGUCUGUGAAGCAGAAGGGGAGCCUGUCCCAGAAAUUACUUGGAAAAGGGCAGUGGAUGGCAUCACAUUUUCUGAAGGCGAUAAGAGCCCAGACGGCCGCAUUGAAGUCAAAGGGCAACAUGGAAGCUCAUCACUGCAUAUUAAAGAUGUAAAGCUGUCAGAUUCAGGGAGGUACGACUGUGAAGCAGCAAGUAGAAUUGGAGGACAUCAAAAGAGCAUGUACCUUGAUAUUGAAUAUGCUCCUAAGUUUAUAUCAAACCAAACAAUUUAUUACUCUUGGGAAGGAAAUCCAAUCAAUAUAAGUUGUGAUGUGAACUCAAAUCCACCAGCAUCAAUCCAUUGGCGGAAAGAGAAGUUAGUCUUACCAGCUAGAAAUACCACUAAUUUAAAGACGUAUAGUGCAGGAAGAAAGAUGAUCUUAGAGAUUGCACCUACAUCAGACAAUGACUUUGGGAGAUAUAACUGCACAGCCACUAACCGUAUAGGAACAAGAUUUCAAGAAUAUAUUCUAGCGUUAGCUGAUGUGCCAUCCAGUCCCUAUGGAGUAAAGAUUAUAGAGCUGUCACAGACCACAGCCAAACUUUCUUUCAGCAAGCCGGACUCCCAUGGAGGUGUGCCUAUUCAUCACUAUCAAGUGGAUGUCAAGGAAGUGGCAUCAGAAACCUGGAAAAUAGUACGCUCCCAUGGAGUUCAAACAAUGGUUGUUUUGAGCAACCUGGAACCAAAUACAACUUAUGAAAUCAGGGUUGCAGCUGUAAAUGGAAAAGGGCAAGGAGACUACAGUAAAAUAGAAAUCUUCCAAACAUUGCCAGUUCGUGAACCAAGUCCUCCAUCCAUACACGGACAGCCAAGCAGUGGGAAGAGUUUUAAACUCAGUAUCACCAAACAGGAUGAUGGAGGGGCCCCUAUUUUGGAAUACAUAGUGAAAUACAGAAGUAAAGAUAAGGAAGACCAGUGGCUAGAGAAGAAAGUGCAGGGAAAUAAAGAUCACAUUAUUUUGGAGCAUCUACAGUGGACAAUGGGAUAUGAAGUUCAAAUUACAGCUGCCAACAGAUUAGGAUAUUCUGAACCGACAGUUUAUGAGUUCAGCAUGCCACCAAAGCCCAACAUUAUUAAAGACACACUUUUUAAUGGUCUUGGACUUGGAGCAGUCAUUGGCCUAGGAGUUGCUGCACUUUUGCUAAUACUUGUGGUAACAGAUGUCAGCUGCUUCUUUAUUCGACAAUGUGGGCUACUGAUGUGCAUCACCAGGAGAAUGUGUGGGAAGAAAAGUGGCUCCAGUGGCAAAAGUAAAGAACUGGAAGAAGGGAAAGCUGCAUAUCUGAAAGAUGGAUCAAAAGAACCAAUAGUGGAGAUGAGAACAGAAGAUGAAAGAAUUACCAAUCACGAAGAUGGGAGCCCAGUAAAUGAGCCAAAUGAAACCACACCGCUAACAGAACCUGAAAAAUUACCAUUAAAAGAAGAAAAUGGGAAAGAAGUCCUAAAUCCAGAAGCUAUAGAAAUUAAAGUUUCUAAUGACAUCAUCCAAUCAAAAGAAGAUGACAGCAAAGCAUAACAAUAUUACCGAGGCUUGAUGCACACUACAAAAGAGCAUUUGGAUUGCAGUGACCCUAUGACCAAAACUAUUCCACUGACCUUAAUUUCUUGGGAAAAUUCUAGCUUGGAAUAGCUUGUACACAUAUACAUAUGAUCAUAUACUCCUGCCCAUGGUCCAUUUCUUUUCGUUGUUGUUGUCGUGAUUGUUCUUUUUGUUAAGAAUUUCAGUACAGAGACUUGAUUGACACCAACUCUUGGGUUUCAAUUGGAUUCUAUGAUUGAAAUACUGCAAUUAAUCAUAUGGCUAAAGUGCUCUAUUUCUUAAGAACUUUGUCUUAUAACCAACAAACAUAUUUCAAACUCUCUAGCACAUGAGGGUGUGAUGAAAAUCAAAAGAAAACAAAAGCUUUCUGAUCUAAAUGUACAAGAAAGCCCUGCAUGUUUAUGAAACUUAUUUUGGGCCAAUGGAUUUAUAAAGUGGCUUUCAGCUUAAGAUGAAGGCACAUAGUAGAGGUUACACUUUUUAUCAGGGGAAUUUCAGGGAACCCAGGCUCGAAGGAGCCAGUAAUCUUUAGCAGAUAUUAAAAAUCAAGGAAUCUUUGGAGAACUCUUUCAACUAAUGAUUACAGUACAUUUUCAACAUUGAUUUUGAUAGAUUGAAGUAUCAGAUCAAAAUUGUUACCCACUUGAAAGAAUCUUAGUUGUGUGCAAAAUUAGAUUAGAAAGACUCCCUGAAUCUGUGUCUUUAUAUAUACCAUAUUCAUUCAUAUUGGAUUACACAAAAAGUAAGUGUAUUACAAGUAAAAAUAAUAUUGAUUUUUGCCCUCAGCUUCAAAUAAAAUAAAUUGAAAUGGGAACAAUA
Messenger RNA from Marmota flaviventris (yellow-bellied marmot), 3581 nucleotides. NCBI's taxonomy places the organism in Eukaryota, Metazoa, Chordata, Mammalia, Rodentia, Sciuridae. The record is from RefSeq and is a predicted model, not a curated record.